Messenger RNA from Cimex lectularius (bed bug), 1173 nucleotides. It is a transcript of the gene mbf1, whose product is annotated as endothelial differentiation-related factor 1 homolog. The record is from RefSeq and is a predicted model, not a curated record. The transcript has 5 exons. The coding region runs from base 345 to 794 and encodes 149 amino acids. Gene Ontology annotation, molecular function: DNA binding. Gene Ontology annotation, cellular component: nucleus. Lineage: Eukaryota; Metazoa; Arthropoda; Insecta; Hemiptera; Cimicidae.
AUCGCCGGUCAAGGAAGGUGAAACAGACAAAUUAACUUAAAAAAUAAAAAUAAAAAAUAAAAGAACUUUGCUUGUGAAAAUAGUGGAAAUCAGCUGAAAACUUUUGCCCGUAAGAUCUAGGCCGGUAGACGUAGAUGUGUUUUUGCUGAGUCGAGAUACAGUCACUCGGUUUCUGUACGGUUCUAAUUUUUUAGUUCGUAAUUCGCAGCCCAAGCGUCGAAAGUCGAAACUCGACACUCCAAAAACUGAAAGCACUUUAUUUUUUUUUUUUUGCGGAAUUACCACAGCGAUAAAUUUAAAGAUCGCCUUGUCUUUAAACUUGAGAGUCAACAAAAGGGUCAACGAUGUCCGAUUGGGAGACGGUGACUACGGACAGGCGAAGGCAAAAAGCUCCGGCUAUUAAGAAAACACAGGUUGUUAAUAAUGCAAGAAGGGAAGGAGUACCAAUCACUACUCAACAAAAAUGGGGCGGUGGACAAAACAAGCAGCAUUUCCCGGUUAAAAAUACCGCCAAGCUGGAUCAAGAGACUGAAGAAUUGAAACACAAAACUAUUCCGCUGAGUCUUGGAAAGCUUAUACAAAAGGAGAGAAUGGCAAAGGGUUGGUCUCAGAAAGAAUUCGCCACUAAAUGUAACGAGAAACCACAAGUUGUUAACGAUUACGAGGCUGGGCGUGGGAUCCCGAAUCAGGCCAUUAUUGGAAAAAUGGAACGAGUUCUUGGAAUUAAGCUCCGAGGGAAAAAAGGAAGCACAGGCCAGUCCAUCAACCCUCAAGUGCCCCCAGGGAAAAAGUGAUAAUCCCCGGGGGCAGAUUUGCUCUCCUCCUUCCCUUUACACCUCUCUAACCAUCCUUAUUUUGACAUACGAGUAAAGCCGUUAUACAAACCACAUAAUAAUUGGUUCAAUAAGCAAAUAAAAUUUGUGUAAGAUUGCAUUGCAAAACUAACCCAUGCAUAAGGGGGUGCUUUCCUUUAAUUUUUUUUUUAAAUUGUUAAGUUUAAUUGAGUUUUUAAAACAAGUAAUAAUUAAAUACUGUGUUAAAAACCAUAAAUAAUUUCUUAGUUUGUUUACUUCUAGUAUUGAGAGUCAUUCACCUUACAUAUGUGCAUAAGAAAAAUGUUAAAACUGAAAAUGAUUUUUACUAUGUUAGGAAAUAAAAAAAACAUAAAAAUAA